This is a messenger RNA of Symbiodinium pilosum, 3635 nucleotides long. The record is from the annotation of a GenBank genome assembly. NCBI's taxonomy places the organism in Eukaryota, Dinophyceae, Suessiales, Symbiodiniaceae.
AUGACCGACCCGGAAGACCCAGAUGAUGCGGUUGUGGUAGUGGGGGAAGACACAGCCGAGAGGCUGGUUCUGGGCCUGUCGCUCAACGGCGUCCGGCCGCUUUGCAAGGUUUCGGGUGGUUGUGGGUUGAAUUUGACAGAUGAAUCCACUGCUCUGGUGACCUCCGUGGCUCCUCGCAACGGCUCCUAUGCCGACAAUGUGGUGGUAACCAUCACCAUGACCAGCUCGCAGAUGCCUAGUAGCUUGCAGGUGUUUUUUGGGGAGCAUGAGUGCCCAAACCCCAGCAUUACUGCUGGGACAACGGGGGCAAACAGCUGGGUGGUGACCGUGCCUCUCUGCCCUUUCGAAGCUUCGGAUGUUCCCGUGUAUGUCUUGACGGGUGCCGGCUACGCUGUGGGUGCCUCGCCUCAUACAGGUUCAACUUUCCACUUCCAGCAGCUCCUCCAGCUUUUCGCCAUCAUGCCAGUCAACGGAUCCUUCUUUGGUGGCACAGUAGCUAACAUUAGCGGUGCUGGCUUCGGGCCAACGCCAGCAACAAACCAGGUCACUUUUGGCAAGAGGCCAUGCGAAAUUUUUGAAGCUUCGCACCAUCACGUACUCUGCUACGUGCCAGCUGCGCCAUUUGAACUCAUGAAUGCUGAUGAUGCUGCAAGGACGCAGGCCGUGGAACUGCACGUAGUCACACCGUCGCAGCCGCGGAAUGCAGGACUGUGGGGAGAGUACUUCUUUUUCACUCAGGGCAGCACGCUGCCGAACUUGGACGACCGCACUCCAGAUCUGCAGCGCGUGGACAUGACGGUCAACUUCCCCAACACCAACGACAAGUGGGAUGAAGGCCUCCAGUCUCGCUAUCAAUAUGCCGCAAGGUGGACUGGUUACAUCAGCAUUCAGUUCACUGGCUUCUACACCUUCUUCCUGGGGUCUGAUGAUGGCAGUCAACUUUAUCUGGAUGGCGCCUUGGUUCUGGAUAACGAUGGCCUCCAUGGGUUCCGGGAGCGUAGCACCACGGAGAUGGUUCUUCAGGGAGGCAGUAUCCAUGCCCUGACGAUACUCUUCUUCCAGGGUGGAGGAAACAGCGGCUGCGUGUUCCAGUACCAAGGCUCUGACACAGGUGGUCAGAAGAUCGUCGUGCCCACGGCGGUGCUCACUCAUGCAAGGUACCGGGACGCGCCAGUGCUCUCCUACCUUUACGAUCGCCCGAUCACUGCACCCACAAUUGAGAACCUCACAGAGUCCUCUUCUCAGCUCACUCUGGAAGGCUACAACUUCGGUCCAUCUGGGAGGGUUGCCAUCGGGACGGCAAGCAAUCCCACUACGAACUUCCAGUGUGUGCCAACAAGCUGGACUGAAGGAAGGGUUAUCUGCGAUCGUCAGGACCUGCCAUCUGGAUCCUGGCAGGUUCGAUUGUACUCUGACACGGAAGGCUGGUCCAACCCUGCGCCCUACCAGCUCUGGGUACCAUUGAACGUAUCAUCUGUUGAGGCAAAUGACAAUACUGUGGCCACAGAUGCCCCAGAAGAGCCCUGGGUACUUGUGAUGAAGCUGUCCGAUGGGGGAAUCCUGGGAUAUGACUCUGAGCUUUGGGGCAACGUGGAGCUCCUGAAUCCAGAUUCACCCGAAGGAGAGCCAAUGAAUGCCAAGUACCAGGCCUUCUUGGAUGUCCCCUUCACUCGGCUGAGGGCCUGCGUCGGCACAGCACAUGGCCAGUGUGUACACCACAAGUUCACUACACCCUGGUCUAGCGCUUUGGAGCUCUUCUCUGCAGGGUACAUCCGUGACCCUACCGUGGACCAAGCCGGUAUGAUUCAAGCCAUGGGUGCAAGGCCUGGCAGUUACAGGACCUGCCCCAUGCUUCUUCCCGGCUUUAAUGUCAUCUGUCCAGGAAACAAUAAGGCACGCUGGGGUUUCUGCGCGAACUGCCCCUCCAAAACCUGCAGAGAUGAGUCGGAAGCAGAUGCUGCAAUCGGAAUUGGCCUCCGUGGAGAGGGCUCUUCUGCAGUUGGCGCUGGGUGGACUGACUAUUUUGCUCCUGGAGCUGGAACGUGCUCAGCGAUCAGCGAGACACAUCGCAAUGUGUGGCUGUGGGUCGCAAAUGAGACUGCCCCAGCUCCCGCAGGAGUGCUGCACAGCGGUUUUGGCGGUGGUGUGAACCUGACAAUCCGUGGGAGUGGACUUGGCUUUGCUGCUGCUCAAACCAAGAUGUCGGUCUGUGGUGAAGACUGUCCUGUGAUCACCAGCGAUGGCACCUCUGCAACUUGCACUGUGCCUGCUAUGACGAAUCUUGAUCUGGUAGAUGCACAGCCAGAUGCCUUCCCGACGGUGGACUUGGCACCGUUUGCCGCUAAGUUUUAUACUGACAGGGGUGAGGCGGAGUCUUCGUAUUCCCGCCUAGCCUUCACAUCCACUGUAGACCGACAGGUAGAUCUGCCCAACACCCGCAGCGACUGUUGGUUUGCUUUCGAGUUGCCACCGAGCAAAGAAGCCAUCGUCACAGCUGUUGACUUCUUCCCUCCAACCGACCCAUACCGGAGGCAGAAGGUAACUGAGACGGUGUUUGAGGUCCGAAGCUUUUCAGGAAACAUCUCCUGGGAGGAGAUAGGAAGUGUUCGAGGCACGAUUCAGACAGGGCUGUCCAUUGCACAGGGCUGGACUUCCUAUCUAGUGAAUGGCUCUGGACCUGAUGGUGCUGCAAUGGGCCAGGCCUUCCGAGUGCGCAUCCUUCCUGAUGCCUGCAGCUCCUUCGGUGAGUUGAUGAGGGGCGUACGCUUCCGGGGAAUUGUCCUGAACACCGGGAAUGCAAGCGCUUGCCCCAUUGAGGUGGAGCACGUUUCGCAUCCCUUGGCUUCGGCUACAGGGGGAUCUGCAUGGCUUCCGGCACAGAUGUCCUACAGUUUGGAGAGAACACCCAUUGCAUCGGCUCUAACUCCGCAGCGUGGCACAGCUCGAGGAGACACUCUGGUGACUGUGCUGGGUCAAGGGCUUGAGCCUUUGGAUGCAUCUGGGGCACCUGUGUCAGUGACAUCGGCCAAUGCGCAGAUCAUGUUGAACACCUACCCAUGCGUUCCGGUGGAGAGCAACGCGACUGCGCUCAGCUGCCGCACGUCAGAGCGAAACAACGGCAUCCAGCCUCCCUCGACAGUGCUGUGGUUGGCUGGAAGAGGAUAUGCCAUCAUCUCCGAACGCUCGGAGGACACCAUCUUCAGGUAUGUGGAUAGGUGGAGCAACGUUUUCAGCUGGCUCGAGUCGGAGCCACCCGUUGACGGCGAUAGUGUCAUUGUGCCUGAAGGCCAAGCCAUCAUGCUCGACCAGGAUUCGCCACAGCUGUUCCUCCUGCUCAUUAGUGGAUACUUCGAGUUCGACAGAAAGGAUCUCAAGCUAGAUGCAACCUACGUUUGGAUCUCCGGGGGCACCUUCUGGGUGGGCAGUGAAGAAGCACCAUUCCUUCACCAGGCAACCAUUACUCUUCAUGGAGACCGCUGGCAUACCAUUGAGCUUCCUGUCAUCGGCUCGAAGAUGUUAACAGUCACAAACCUUGGAGGAUUCGGGACGUGUGCUGCCAACCAUCAGAUGACUGUUCGGCUCUCUUCACGGGGAAAGCACUAUGUGGAUCCCUGCCCUGUGAAGCUGCAGGGAAG